Messenger RNA from Engraulis encrasicolus (European anchovy), 2773 nucleotides. Its product is annotated as tyrosine-protein kinase ZAP-70. Gene Ontology annotation, biological process: intracellular signal transduction; protein phosphorylation. The record is from RefSeq and is a predicted model, not a curated record. The coding region runs from base 233 to 2089 and encodes 618 amino acids. The transcript is spliced from 15 exons. Gene Ontology annotation, molecular function: non-membrane spanning protein tyrosine kinase activity; ATP binding. Gene Ontology annotation, cellular component: cytoplasm. Lineage: Eukaryota; Metazoa; Chordata; Actinopteri; Clupeiformes; Engraulidae.
CGUAACAGCUCGUCAACCAGACAACAAAGAGAGUCGACUCAUUUUCUCAUCUUCUCUUUCACUCCUUUUCGAUCCCUCUCUUUUCUAUCAUUUGUGUUUCCCCUGUCGUCCUGUUCUACGGUGGCCUGAGGUGGUCAAGUCUUGUGUUCUGUGGCGCGACUCAAGGCCCAACUCUGAGGUCCACUGGUCUGUGUGUUUGUGUGUGUGUGUUUGUGUGUGUGUGUGUGCCGGCAUGAGUGACCCGGCGGCGGAGCUGCCCUUCUACUAUGGCAGCGUGAGCCGCAGUGAUGCGGAGGAGCAGCUGAAGCUGGGCGGCAUGGCGGACGGCCUCUUCCUGCUCCGCAAGUGCCUCCGCAGCCUGGGCGGCUACGUGCUGUCGGUGGUCUGGAACCUGCAGUUCCACCACUACCCCGUGGAGAAGCAGAUGAACGGCACGUACUGCCUGGCGGGAGGCAAACCGCACUGCGGCCCCGCCGAGCUCUGCGAGUACUACAGUAAGGACGCGGACGGGCUGGUGUGUCUGCUCAAGAAGCCCUGCCUGCGCUCCUCCGACACCCCCGUGCGAGCCGGCGUCUUCGACAACCUGCGAGACAACAUGAUGAGGGAGUACGUCAGGCAGACCUGGCACCUGGAGGGGGAGGCUAUGGAGCAGGCCAUCAUCAACCAGGCCCCUCAGCUGGAGAAGCUGAUCGCCACCUCGGCUCAUGAGAAGAUGACCUGGUUCCACGCCAAAAUCUCUCGACAGGAGGGCGAGAGGCGCCUGUACUCUGGAGUGCAGCCCGACGGCAAGUUCCUGGUGAGGCAAAAGGACGACUCCGGCACCUUUGCCCUCUCCGUCAUGUAUGGCAAGACCGUCUACCAUUACCAGAUACAGCUGGAUAAAUCUGGGAAAUAUUUCAUGCCAGAGGGAACAAAGUUUGACACUGUGUGGCAACUGGUUGAGUAUCUGAAGAUGAAGCCUGAUGGGCUGGUGACAGUGCUGAGGGAACCCUGUGUCAACCGCAACAAUGCAACAGCCACUCCUGUUACGCCAGCUGCGAGGAGAGCACCAGGCGGUAGAUAUGUACCGCCCCCUCAAGCGGUCAUGGAGAGUCGUAAGAACUCGGAUUCCCAGGUGGAGAACCGUCGUCCGAUGCCGAUGGACACGAGUGAGUUCACGAGUCCGUACGACGACCCCGAGGAGCUGAAGGAGAAGAAGCUCUUCCUGAAGCGGGAACAGCUGAUGAUGGACGAGGUGGAGCUCGGAUCAGGGAACUUUGGCUGUGUCAAGAAGGGUGUCUACAAGAUGAGGAAGAAACACCUGGACGUGGCCAUCAAGGUGCUGAAGAGUGAGAAUGAGAAGGGUGUGAAGGAGGAGAUGAUGCGUGAGGCGGAGAUCAUGCACCAGCUGGAUAACCCCUACAUCGUACGCAUGAUCGGCCUGUGCCAGGCGGAGUCGCUCAUGCUGGUCAUGGAAAUGGCCUCCGGGGGGCCCCUCAACAAGUUCCUCUCCAGCAAGAAGGACCAGAUCUCGACGGAGAACGUGGUGGAGUUGAUGCACCAGGUGUCACUGGGCAUGCUCUACCUGGAGCAGAAAAACUUCGUCCACAGAGACCUGGCGGCCCGCAACGUGCUGCUGGUCAACCAGCACUACGCCAAGAUCAGCGACUUCGGCCUGUCCAAGGCCUUAGGAGCAGACGACAACUACUACAAGGCCCGGUCGUCUGGGAAAUGGCCUCUGAAGUGGUACGCGCCAGAGUGCGUCAACUUCUACAAGUUCUCCAGCAAGAGCGACGUGUGGAGCUUUGGCGUGACCAUGUGGGAGGCCUUCUCCUACGGAGGGAAGCCUUAUAAGAAAAUGAAGGGCCCAGACGUGAUGAGUUUUAUUGCGGGCGGAUCUCGAAUGGAGAGCCCCGCGGGAUGCCCUGAGACCAUGUACAAACUCAUGCUGGACUGUUGGACAUUCAGUCACGAGGAGCGUCCGUGCUUCGCCAAGGUGGAGGAGCGGAUGCGUGCCUUCUACUACUCCAUCUCCAAGAAGACGCAGAGCCCUCAGGCCGCCACGGGAGCCACAGACGCUGAGAUGGCGAAACCCGUCCUCGACGACUAGUGCUGACAUGGCUAGAGCCGUCCUCGACUAAUAAUAAUAAUAAUAAUAAUAAUAAUAAUAACUGUAUUUGUAUAGCACCGUAUCAUAAAAGGCAUGCAGCUCAGAGUGCUUAACAAGUGGGAAAACAUCAAUAUUAAAGAUGGAGUUAGAAAGAGAAGUAGACAAGAGAGACAGAAACAAGAAAGAAUAGCCAGCAGACAAAAGAAGAAGGCAUAAAUAGAGAUUGUAGAGGCAUAAUGCUGACAUGGAUAGACCAGGGAUGUCAAAUUCAAACUGAUUAAGGCUGAAAUCAAAAUCUGGGACGAAGUUGCGGGCCAAAUUCCCUUUAGUCCAUUUAAAAUUAUAAUUAGUGUGAGCUAUUUCACUGGCCUGGGUCCACUCCAUAUUCCUGUGACAUCAAAUUUCAUAUUCAAGUCUUGUUAGACACUAUACAUUAAUGGCGUAUGGGGCCAGCUGUAUAAUACACAUUUGAAGUAAUCUUGCUGACCAAAUAGAAUGACUCCGCAGGCCUGAGUUUGACAUCCCUACGCUAGACCCUCCACUAACACUGAUAUGGCUAAUUAAUGCUGAGAUUACUAAACAAGUUCAAGUUCAAGAGUUUAUUUGUCAUGUCAACAUAGUUGGUAGGAUUUUUUGUGGCAUAUCCCCAACAACAAACAUCAGAUCGAACACAAACAAUGGUCA